CGCAGAGGAAGACGCUUUUCCUGCGUGUGCUAAACUGCUGUUAUUAAAUAGAUUUUCGGAUUUUUUGAUCAAGUUGUGGUUAAAAUUAACAUUUAUCGCGAGCUAUCGUUAAAAUAGGCAACAGAUACGUUUUAAACACAUCUUAAUGGCAUUUUCUUUAGAAAAACAGUAGUUAGCGUACAGGCUAACGUAAACAACGUCUUGCGCAAUUGAACUUUAAAUUACUGUAAAAGAACAGUUUGUCCUAUUAAAUUAGAAAUAUGACAGAGUCCAAAGAGAAAGCUUUGAGUCUGAAGUCUGAUGUUACUACAGUCGCUGUUAGGAAUGAUGUGAAAGAGACUGAGAAACCGAAGAGGAAGAUUCUUGAUGAAGAUGAAUAUAUAGAGAAUUUGGAAAAGAUCAUCCAGGACUUUUUCCCAGAUGUCUCCAAACUUCAAGCGCAGAAGGAUUAUCUGGAGGCAGAGGAGAAUGGAGAUCUGGAGCGGAUGAGGGAGAUCGCCAUCAAAUACGGGUCUGUGAUGGCUAAAUACACCCCACGAACCUAUGUGCCCUACACGACUCCCUCAACAUUUGAGACUCCGGAUGGUCGAAGUACAUCACCAAGUUCACAGAGCAAACACAGAGCAGCGAAAGAGGACGGAAAAGAUGCUGAAAAAACAGAGGGAAAGGAUCUUCCGUCUCUGGACCGUUUUCUUGCUAAAAACACGAGUGAAGACAACGCAUCCUUUGAGCAGAUAAUGGAGCUCGCGGAGGACAAGGACAAGCUGAGGCAUGCGUGGCUCUAUGAGGCAGAAAAUGAAUUUAGAGAGAGGCAUGAGCAGAACCUCGCUCUACCGUCCACAGAGAAACAGGCUCUUGAGUGCACCAAGGCAGGAUUGGAAACAUGGCAGUACAAGGCCAAAAAUGCACUCAUGUACUACCCUGAAGGUGAAAAAGAUGACACACUGUUCAAGAAGCCACGGGAGGUCCUGUACAAGAACACACGGUUUGAUGUUGACCCCUUCUGUAAAGCCCUGAACAAAUCACAAAUCCAGCAAGCUGCUGCGCUCAAUGCACAGUUUAAACAAGGUAAGGUUGGUCCAGACGGCAAAGAGCUCCUGCCUCACGAAUCCCCCAAAGUGAAUGGUUACGGAUUUGAAGGAGAAGCCUCACCUGCGCCUGGUGUUGCAGAGUCUCCUCUGAUGACCUGGGGUGAGAUCGAAAGCACUCCGUUUCGUCUGGAUGGCUCGGAUACGCCACUUGUGGAGAGAAGUCACGGUCCAUCGUUCAAGAUUCCAGAGCCUGGGAGAAGAGAGCGGUUGGGACUGAAAAUGGCCAAUGAGGCUGCGGCAAAAAACAGAGCUAAAAAACAAGAGGCGCUGCGCAAAGUCACUGAAAACCUCGCAAGCCUCACUCCGAAGGGACUGAGUCCUGCAGCGCUGUCUCCUGCCCUUCAGCGUCUAGUAAACAAAUCAUCCAGCAAAUACACCGAUAAAGCCCUGAGGGCGAGCUACACCCCGUCACCCGCACACAGGAGCAUGGGCUCUAAGACUCCUCUCGGAGGCCUGGCCACUUCCUCCAGCACACCAACACCCGGGAAAACCAGAACACCGGCCACACAGGACCCGGCCUCCAUCACAGACGACCUCCUCCAGCUGCCCAAGAGGAGGAAAGCCGCGGAUUACUUCUGAAUAUACAGACUGAACAAAAACUCUAACAUGGGCAGGGUCAAAUAUUUAUUGUUUUUUUUUUUAAUUGCAUCUUUUUUUCUUUUUUACUUUUGUAAAACUGUGAAACUGAAUUAAUCAUCUUUUUCUUGGACUUCAUUCUAUAAGGAAAAAAAUCUGCAACUUAAAACACCUACACUGUAAAAAUUUUAUUUUAUUUUUUAGCUAGCAUAUAUCCAGUUUUUCAGCAUCAUUGACAUAAACUGGUUCAAUCAGUCCAUUCAGUUCUUUCUUAGUCUUGAUUUGUUUUGAACAAAACCGAUUAAGUCCUCCUGAAGUUUUAUGAUCAAGAUCUUAGGGGCACAAUAAAAAGGUGUUCUACAGA
This is a messenger RNA of Onychostoma macrolepis, 2031 nucleotides long. RefSeq names its product ess-2 splicing factor homolog (gene ess2). The record is from RefSeq and is a predicted model, not a curated record. NCBI's taxonomy places the organism in Eukaryota, Metazoa, Chordata, Actinopteri, Cypriniformes, Cyprinidae. Gene Ontology annotation, cellular component: catalytic step 2 spliceosome.